GGAAGUGAUCUGAGGGCUGCGGGGAAGGAACACCGACUCCGACUCCGACUCCGGAUCUCUGGCUUUCCAGAAGUCUCAACGCAGCUAGACGUGACUCGACAUCAUCCCUUCGACUUCCGCCCAUCUUCCGCCUCUCUCACGGCUCUUCCCGCUCUCAGGGCGACAGUGGAGGCUUAGAGUUGGGCGAUAGUGUUAAUAAAGUGAUGCCGAAGGUGGUCUCCCGCUCGGUGGUGUGCUCGGACACCCGGGACCGAGAGGAGUACGACGACGGUGAGAAACCUCUUCACGUCUACUACUGUCUGUGCGGCCAGAUGGUGCUAGUCCUGGAUUGCCAGUUAGAGAAAUUACCCAUGAGGCCCCGGGACCAAGCCCGGGUGAUUGAUGCAGCCAAACAUGCCCACAAGUUCUGUAACACGGAAGAAGAGGAGAGUGUCCAUCUCCGGAGGCCCAAAGGCAUAGAACGACAAUUCCGGAAGAAGUGCGGAAAGUGUGGCUUGCUGCUCUUUUACCAGCACCAGCAGAAGAAUGCUCCAGUGACCUUUAUUGUGGAUGGAGCGGUUGUCAAGUUUGGGCAGGGCUUUGGGAAAACCAACAUAUACAGUCAAAAACAAGAGCCUCCUAAGAAGGUAAUGAUGACUAAGCGCACGAAGGACAUGGGCAAAUUCAGCUCCGUCACCGUCUCCACCAUCGAUGAAGAAGAGGAGGAGAUUGAGGCUAGAGAAAUUGCUGACUCAUAUGCACAGAAUGCCAAAGUGAUUGAAAAACAGCUGGAGCGGAAGGGCAUGAGCAAGAGACGGCUUCAGGAGCUGGCUGAGCUAGAAGCAAAGAAAGCCAAGAUGAAAGGGACCUUGAUUGACAACCAGUUCAAAUGAUGGUAGACCUUGCUUGGGGCCAGUCGCAAACUUCCUGAACAUGGGCGCACUGGUUACCACCACAACACACAACAAAAGUGGAUCCUAUUUUCCAAAAUCUAAAGAGUUCUCCCUGCCUCCUGCCCUGUGUGCUCAUGAUCUAACAGCAUUAAUCCCAACCUAGAGAAGGAUUCCUAACAUCUGGCUCCACUCGUUUUUUUUUUCCUAGACUUUUUUUUUGUCCAGUUGGUGUCUUACUUACAUUUCUCUGUUGAAGUUAUGGGAACAUAGAACAAUGUCUGAAUUCCUUUGUCUUUGAAGGUAAUUGUUUUUACUGUCUUCCUUUGAACUUAAUACAAAAUAAAA
Molecule: messenger RNA, 1217 nt
Organism: Trichosurus vulpecula (common brushtail)
Lineage: Eukaryota; Metazoa; Chordata; Mammalia; Diprotodontia; Phalangeridae
Product: UPF0428 protein CXorf56-like
Exons: 2
Coding region: 204-872 (222 amino acids)
Source: RefSeq, a predicted model, not a curated record